Messenger RNA from Petromyzon marinus (sea lamprey), 5760 nucleotides. RefSeq names its product transcription factor COE3-like. NCBI's taxonomy places the organism in Eukaryota, Metazoa, Chordata, Hyperoartia, Petromyzontiformes, Petromyzontidae. Gene Ontology annotation, molecular function: DNA-binding transcription factor activity; DNA binding. The record is from RefSeq and is a predicted model, not a curated record. Gene Ontology annotation, biological process: regulation of DNA-templated transcription.
UUUCCUUAAGGCAGCCGCGGCCCCGGGGCCUCACUCAGUCCUGAGUUUUAGCGCCCGGGAGCAGCUCCGGCUGGAACGUGCUCCCGCUCUAACUCGGCGUCAAGCAAAGAGAACGAGUCUUCUUUUUUUUCUCCCCCUAUUUCUUUUUUUAUUAUUAUUAACCCCCCCCCCCUCACUGCAAUUUUAUAGUACCCCCCCCUUUUUCCCCUCCCCUCCUCCUCCUCCUCCCCUUUCCCGCGGCCCGAACCCCGCGGAAGGAACUGCGCGCCCGCACAGAAUCGCUCAGCGGGGACCAAUGACGCUGCAGCCGGCAGAGCGAAGCCAAAGCAGCCCUUAAGAAGAACUCCAAUUCCCCGACCGCUCGCCCGCUGGAUUACUAUAUUAUUCCGAGUGACUGAAGCAGGCGGCGCGGAAUUGGAUCACAACAUUCCUGAUUAUAAUAUUAUAUAGCCGCCGGUGCCUGCGACGCUUCGGAGACGUGGUAUUAAUAAUUUUUAAUAAUAAUAAUUUACAGCGAGAGAAACAAGGUGACCCGUCUCGAGGGGAAGGGAAACGCUUACUGGCGCAAGUCAACGGGAGUCCCCUCCUUGCGCGGUGUUCCAGCCGGCGAGACAGCCAGCCAGCCCGCCCGUCCGUCCGCCCGCCUGCCCUGCCAGCCAGCGUGCGUCCGGGGUGCUUGUAAGAAGGGAGCAUUGCCCCAGCUGAAGCUUUUUUACUCCAUCAUCGCGCGUCUCUCCGGGUCCCCCUUCCACCGCUCCCGCCGUCCUUUGCCAUACCACUCGCCUCUCUCUCUCUCUCUAACCAGCCAGCCAGAUCCCACAGCUUUUUGUUGCCCAAAGCGCAGCCAGCUAGCGGGAGUGAGCCAGCAAGAACAGCCCAGCCAGCUCAGCUACUCCAUGUUCGGCAUCCAAGAGAGUCUACCGAGGGGCGGCUCGGGGCUCAAAGAGGAGCCGCUGGGAGGCGGCAUGCCCACCGUGCGCUCCUGGAUGCAUUCCGGCGUGGUGGAUGCCAGCACCGCGGCGCAGAGUGGCAUUGCGCUAGCGCGGGCCCACUUCGAGAAGCAGCCGCCCUCCAAUCUGCGCAAGUCCAACUUCUUCCACUUCGUCUUGGCGCUCUACGACCGCCAGGGCCAGCCCGUGGAGAUAGAGCGCACGGCUUUCGUGGACUUCGUGGAGAAAGAUCGGGAACCCAACAGUGAAAAGACAAACAAUGGAAUUCAUUACCGGCUACAGCUGUUGUACAGUAAUGGUGUGCGGACGGAGCAAGAUCUGUACGUCCGACUCAUCGACUCCAUGAACAAACAGGCCAUUGUCUAUGAAGGGCAAGACAAGAACCCCGAAAUGUGCAGGGUACUGCUCACGCACGAGAUCAUGUGCAGCCGCUGCUGCGACAAGAAGAGCUGCGGAAACCGAAACGAGACGCCGUCAGAUCCGGUGAUAAUAGACAGAUUCUUUCUGAAGUUCUUUCUGAAGUGCAAUCAGAACUGUCUGAAAAAUGCCGGAAACCCGCGGGACAUGCGCCGAUUUCAGGUGGUUGUCUCGACGACAGUCCACGUGGACGGCCAUGUUCUCGCUGUGUCAGACAACAUGUUUGUGCACAAUAACUCCAAGCACGGGCGGCGAGCCCGCAGAAUCGACCCCUCCGAAGGUACGCCUCCACCGUCUUAUCUCGACAAUGCAGCCACACCGUGCAUCAAAGCCAUCAGCCCGAGUGAGGGCUGGACGACCGGCGGUGCGACAGUCAUCAUCAUCGGAGACAACUUCUUUGACGGGCUCCAGGUCGUCUUUGGCACCAUGCUGGUGUGGAGCGAGCUCAUCACGCCCCAUGCCAUCCGAGUGCAGACGCCACCCCGGCACAUCCCUGGCGUGGUGGAAGUCACCCUCUCCUACAAGUCCAAGCAGUUCUGCAAGGGUGCACCAGGGCGCUUCGUGUACACUGCUCUGAAUGAGCCAACAAUUGACUAUGGGUUUCAGCGGCUUCAAAAGCUCAUCCCUCGACAUCCGGGGGACCCAGAGAGGCUUCCCAAGGAAAUUAUCCUGAAGCGAGCAGCCGACAUCGCCGAGGCUCUGUACAGUGUUCCGCGCAACCACAACCAGCUGCCGGCCAUCAACAACUCCCCUCCCGGCCUCCCAGGCAUGAUGGGCAUGAACUCCUUUGGAGGGCAGCUCGCCAUCAGCGUGUCCGAGGCCUCCCAGGCCGCUGACCAGGGGUACACGCGCAACAGCAGCAGCGUCUCGCCGCACGGCUACGUGCCGAGCAGCACCCCGCAGCAGUCGCAUUACUCGUCGGUGAGCAGCAGCAUGAACGGCUACGGGGUGAGCGGGGGCAUGGGAGGCCUGGGCAUGGGGGCGUCGCCCGGCUACCUGACCAGCUCCGGCGGCUCUCCCUACGGCAGUACGUGUCCUGCGCCCCUCUUUUCAUCGGUGAAACAGAAGAGUGCAUUCGCCCCAGUGGUCCGGCCGCAGACCUCCCCUCCCCCGACCUGCACCAGUGCCAACGCCAACGGUCUGCAAGGUGUGCUGUACUAUCAGAACAAGCUGAAGAGCGAUUACAACUGCUCUGCCGCUGUCUUUAACCACUCGACGAAUUGACAAUGCCUCCAUGGCAACCGCAGUGUAACAAAAAACAAAUUCUCGUGCGCAAAAAAUUGUGACCCACCCCAAAAGACUGAGAGAAUUUCGCUGUCGGGGGGGGGGGGGGGAAUAACAAAAAAAUACGCACAGGCAACUUACCGAACACUUAGCGUACGACUGCCCUGUGUACCGUGCACACUGGACGGGUCUCUCCUUGCUCUUCUGCACAACUGCAUUUCAUCAAAAUCGAGCACUCUUUGGCAUACAUCAUAAUUAUGAUGAAUUACAAGAUAAUGACAUUUUAUGUUUCUUCUGAUGCCCGUACGGUCUCCGUUUUCUAACUUCGAGAGGAUCACUUGCCAUUUUUUUCUGCAUUAAAAAACGUUACUUGAUGUAAAAUGUGUACAAUAUUUCGCGAAAUAUUUAAAAGAAAAAUAGUGGUUGGAUUACCAGCAUGGACGUGUAGCCAAACGUUUCAAUCAUGCUGAUUGGUUGGGAAUUAUUUUACAUGUGAAGGUUGUGACCAUUUACAUGUUGUUAUUUUUUUAAUUAUAUUUAUUUAUUUUCAUUUCAUCAACCUGAAAUAAAUUUCUGAAAAUUUGUUUUGGAACAAGCGUCACAUUAGUAGAAUUUUAAAAUAAUUAUAUACAUAAACAUGACUCAUUAAGUGAAUGAAAAUAAUUUAAACUGAAGUAUAUUUCUUUUUGUCGGUGCACCACGUAAGUGUAAAUUGCAAUGUCUGAAACUCUAGAUGUCCUCCUCGACGCAACUCGUCAAGUGUAGAUUAAUUAGCAAACGAAUCCGGCCUCUUUUUCAAAUACCAGCUUCAGAGUAGCAAAGUUGUAAAUAUGUUGGGGUAUUUUUUACUUGUUAAAUGUUAAACUCUUUUUUUUUGCUAAAAUAUUUUACUCUGCGUUGGAUACAUCAUUUUUCAUUUGCGCUAGCAAUGCUUUCCCAUGAGUAACAGAACAAGAAACAGUUUUAAGCACGUCGGCCUAAUACGUUGCCAUUAGGGCUUAUUGGGAGGAAUUUGAGAGGUGCCUGUUCGUUAAAAGCUAGGCAAUCUCGCCUUGUCAGAUGGCGAUGUUUUGUCUCAGUCGACGCAAGACCUAACGGGCUCAGUCGUGUUUUGUCUAAUGGAGUAACUGUGCUUGCUCUCCUGGGAGGCCGAAAAUACAAGUGCAUCUACUGCUGUCAAGAUGGCCCAGAAAUGAAACCCGCUACACUCUAUCUAUAAUAUAUGUAGCAACAAUAAGUUUUAUUUCGUAUGCAAACAAGCAUCUUAUAUAUUUUUUUGUUGCCUUGAUAAAUUUAUAUUCUGUAAGUGCACUUUUCAAACAUUGGUAGGAUUUUAUCUGUCAAAUUUUCGAUGUGAUGUGUUUUCUGCAUUUGGAAAGAAAAAUGUGAAAUUUCCCAAACAGAAGUUUGUCGUCUGUUUUCCGAUGUAUUCUAGAGUUGCGUAAAGUCAGUCAUUUACAUGUAAAAGAAAAUGCAACCGUGUGAUUCUCUGGGUGUGAUUCUAUAUAAACGAGUCACCUGUAUAUUUUGUGUUAUUGAAAUGUGGUGAUUUAAAUGUGUAAAUAUUACGCAAAUGUUUUAGUAGAUCUUAAUUGAUUAAGUACCCUCGUAAAUGUUAUAGUUCUAUUAAAAUAUUGUACACAAGCCUGAUUUAUCUCUUUCACAUUUUUUACAGUCAUGUCUGGACUGGUGGUCCCUCCCAUGUGAUCUGAAUAUCAACCAAUCAGCGCCAAGCCAUGACACUAGAUGGCUGGCCUUACACGAAGGACUAGAGUCAAGUCACCACACUUCAAUUCAGGCUGAAUGCAAGAAAGGAAACAAAAUACUGAAAAUACAACCAUGCUAAAAAUCAAAUUUUACAAUUUUGGCAUUACUGGCAAAAAAGCAUCAGAGCUGAGGACUGUUUACUUCACCUGAUGAUUGCUUCAACGGUGGCCUAAUGAACAUGAAAUCUGUUUUGGGAAACCGAUAUUCAAAAGACUUUGUACGAAAACAAAAAAAAGUGGUACUUUGGAGCUAGAGUUGAAUGUGAAUUCUUAGAUUAUUGUUUAUCACGGUGUUUUUGGGUUGAGAUUGACCUUUUUCAGCCAGAGUUGUGUACGAACCACGAAUGUGUAAAUCUUUAGUUUGUGAUCAGGGCUAGGGCUGUUGGGUGAGGGGUGGGGGGGCAGGGGGGGGGGGAUGUAAGUUAACUUUGGUGAAGAGACACGAUAUAUAAAGUUUCGUUUACAAAAAAACUUCCAUAUUAAAAAAAAUGAAAUAAAAAGUGAAUAAAACAGAGCUUCCUGUGAAACAAAACAAAGAAUGGAAUACGAAGUUUGUAGUGCUGUACAGAAUUGGUACUGUAUUAUGUAAGUAUAUGAUACCUGUAACUUUGUGACGUAUCGCUUAAAAAAAUCCCACAUGUAUGCUGUCCUUAGAGCUUUGGAAAACAUUCCGUAGUGUGUUUAUACGUAGUCAUGAUUAGUGUAGACUCUAUUGUGGUUUCACCAACACUAUUUAUAUUAAAGGUUGAUGUCUUGACACAGAUUUUUUUAGAAAUAAUAACUGGUAAGUCACUUUUAAAAGAAAAAAAAUGAAGUGUUCAAUGUUGAAAAAACUUUCAUGGACCAUUUUUUUAUUGCUUGUAAAUGCAUUUAUAUAUAUUGUAAUUAUUUUUGCCAUUGGUUUAUUUGUGUCUUGUAAAUGGCACGGCUUUAUGCAGGAACUUUGUUUUUUAUAUUAAGUGCUACAAUGUGAGCACUGCAAACCUUUAAAUGUGUUUUUAUUAAUUAUUAUUAUAUUAUUUCACUUUUUUUAAUGCUUCAAUUUGUUGCUUAACCAAACCAGUGUUUAUUUUUUAUAUAUUUUUGUAUAAGUUAUCUGCCAAAAAAGCCUUUUAAUUUUUUUUGUUUGGUUUUGUACGAGCGCAUUUUUGCGUGUUUUCUUCUGUUUGAAGCUAUGGUACUUUGCAGGUAAAGUUGCUUCAUUUCCGUCAUAGCCAUUUCAAAUGUUUGAAGCCAGGCAUCACCUGUGUUGAUGACGUUGUUCAUGAGACAUAUCUGCUUAUUAAACAAAACUGCCUGUAAUUCCGAUGAGAUGCACCUACUACUUUCAUACAUUUCUCUUUAAUGAAACAGAUUUAAACGUGUUUUAGAAAUGUUCAAUUAAAUGGUUGAAUUAAAAAAUA